Messenger RNA from Metopolophium dirhodum (rose-grain aphid), 1713 nucleotides. RefSeq names its product proteoglycan 4-like. NCBI's taxonomy places the organism in Eukaryota, Metazoa, Arthropoda, Insecta, Hemiptera, Aphididae. The coding region runs from base 503 to 1231 and encodes 242 amino acids. The transcript is spliced from 2 exons. The record is from RefSeq and is a predicted model, not a curated record.
ACAAUUUUUCGUCAACCGCCACUACGGGCUACAGCGCGACAACGCCAACUCCCCCACCACGCCACAAAGGCACAAGGUGGGACGGGAAGGCGAGUCGCGUAGAACGAGUACCGGCCGUCGUAGACUAGUCACUAGAAAAAAGAUUUCGAUUAACUACACACGCACCACGACAACAACGACCUAUCCAGUCACAUAGCCGCCGUCAGUUGUCCGUUUCUUUUUUUUUGUGAUAUUCUUUUAUUUGUUGUAAACCAAUAUUUAUAUCUUCACACGUGUACCCGUUACGGGAAAAUAAACAGUAAAUCAAUUCAGACCUAAACUGAAAUUUUUGUGUCAAUUUAACGCUCGAGUGUCACCCGACCUACCACACCAACGACCGGCUCCCGCGGACCACCUACCACCACCGUCGUAGCCGCGUCAAAUUGGCUCCCCGGCGGGGAAUCGAACCCCGGUCUCCCGCGUGACAGGCGGGGAUACUAAAACAACCGGAAAAAUUGACAACAUGACCGGCCAACAGCAGGAGAAGUGGCAGCAGGUUGCCGAGCUAAUACAACGGCUGGGGCUGGUAUCCGGUGGCCAGGAUGAGCCGCGAACAGCCGCCCAGGUCGCGAGGAUGACUACCCGCCAACUCCUACAGGACCCAGUGCGGGCGGCCAUCUACAACCGGGGCUGGGCGGACCGUACGACGGACAUCCAGCGGAGGUUGCGGCCACACCGACCACCAUCAACAUCAACAACCGGCAGCCGCACACCGUCCCUGACAAGGCCACCACCCCCAGCAACGACACCUGCCCCCGUAACACCUGCGGAGCCGGCACCGGUACCCAGGCAAACGGGGGUACUCCCCGGCCCAACGGGAAAGGUGAGGACGGAGGCGCAGCAGGCACGGAACCGUCGGAAAUUCCAGCAGCUGAAGGAAAAGAGGAAGGCCAGGGAAAGCGAGGCAAGCCAACAACGUCGGCUUGCCAAGCAACCCGCGCCAACCUCAGACCCGGAAGCAGCCGGCACGUCUCCGGCCAACCCAACACCGAUGGAGGUGGACAAACCGGCAUCCAAGGACGACAAGUCCGAGGAGCCGGGACAGCCCACCAGCCAGGAGUCGCCAGACCAAUCAGAGGCCACGGUGGACAUAACCGAGGCAGAUUGGCUGGUGGCGUUCGAGGGGAUGCCGGAGUUGGACGACACUCACUCGUCCUACACUCCGGUAGGGUCCCCAAAACACCCCCAGUAACACACACGGGCGCGGGCAAGUCUACCUCAAGCGAAAGCCAGAGGUAGUACAAGCCACCCCGUCCCAUAAUAGCACACAGACACCGGUACAAGUGUACCCCGUGUGACGGUUUGGCGGGGGAGUAUGACACGGUACGCAGCGGCCACCAGUACAAAGUACAGGUACCGCAGCGACCAGUCUACAAUUUUUCGUCAACCGCCACUACGGGCUACAGCGCGACAACGCCAACUCCCCCACCACGCCACAAAGGCACAAGGUGGGACGGGAAGGCGAGUCGCGUAGAACGAGUACCGGCCGUCGUAGACUAGUCACUAGAAAAAAGAUUUCGAUUAACUACACACGCACCACGACAACAACGACCUAUCCAGUCACAUAGCCGCCGUCAGUUGUCCGUUUCUUUUUUUUUGUGAUAUUCUUUUAUUUGUUGUAAACCAAUAUUUAUAUCUUCACACGUGUACCCGUUACGGGAAAAUAAACAGUAA